AUGGUCUACGAUUGGGAGAACAAGGAGGAGAUAUGCUAUCGCAUGUAUAUCGAGGAGAAAAAGUCGUUGGAGGACAUCAUGGAAUAUAUGAAAGAUGAGCACAAGUUCGCCCCAAGCAAACGUGCCUUCCAAACCCAAUUCAAGCGCUGGGAUUUCCCUUCCAAGCAGAAUCCCGCCCAUAAAAAUGCCGCCCUCGUCCAGCGCGUCAAGGAACUAUGGGAUUGCAAUACAUCCCAGCGAGAGAUGCUACGCAUGCUCAACGAGGAGGGAUUUGACAUCAAAGAGCGGGAGCUGAUGCGGGUCCGGGCUAAGAAUCGAUGGCUGUUGAGGGUUCCAAAUGGCAUGAAGAGCAAGAAGCGUGAUUCGGACCAGGAUGUUGUCAGUCAGCUCCAGGCAGCUCUAUAUGGCGAAGCACAGAUGGUGGAUGCAGAGGGCGAGGAUGAAGAGAUGGAGGAGAUAGAUAUGCCCGCAGCUCCAAAGCGUACGAGAGGAACCUCGCCCCCUCUGAGCCCAGAGGUCAUGGCUAAGAGACAAGAACGACUUGCAAAACUUCAGGCUGAAUCAGCCGAGCGAUGGGCUACUCGAAAGCGUCGCCGUAGAACUCGUGGCUGGGCAGGACUUCCAGCAGAUCCUCCUGGGCCUCCUCGAUUCCCCUCCGAGACGACGAUUGAUGAAAGCAAAGCAUUCCUGAGUCUUGACAAUCGCCUGUAUCGGGAUAUCCGCUCACGAUUCCAACGAAUUUGCGAGGAGGCAGGCAUCAUAAAGAAGACACUGGCGGGUCCAGAGAGAUGGGAGGCUGCGAAGGACAGACUUGUACAAGAAAGUUCACAUCUACAAACCGUUUUCUGGGGCAACGAGGACAAUCAGGAGGCAAAGAAACUGGCAUUAGAUGUGGUCUGCAGUGAUGUCACAAAGAGGAUGCGAACUCUGGAACGCCGCAUGACAAUUGCAGAAGCUAAGAACGCUCUUGGUAUCAACCCCGAGGAGUCUCGACAACUACGAAAUGCGUUUUAUCAAGUUUUGAAGGGCGACCACUUCACGAGCAAGCUUGAGGCGGGAGAGGAGCACUGGAAAGAGCUGAAGCAACAAUGGAUCAACGGUUCUGACCUAUUGCAAAACAUACUCGCACCUGGGGAAGCGGAUCCUCAGCACAAUGAGAAAGUCAAGGCUAUGGAGGUUCUCUGCAGAGACGUCAUGAAGCGUCUUCGAGAUGACCAGACCAAGCGUGAUCCGACCCGAAAAAAGAAGUUUGACUCGAACUACACUGCGCCAGACGCACUGCAAUUUGACGACGCACCAGAGACAAGCGGGUUCCAAACCAGUUCCCAUGAUGCUCUUGCCCAGGUAGCAUCUCAAGCACAAGCCCAGACUCCAGUUCAAGCACAAACUCGAGCUCCAAGUCGCGCGCAGACUGGAUUGAACCAUGCUCAAGCCCAGGCGCGACAACCUCAACCUCAAACACAUAACCAGGUCAUGGUAGACCACAACGACAUGCAAAUCGACCCUUCCCUCCUAUUAGCCGCCGCAAACGAUCCUUCUCUACUGAACCGUAGCAUGCAGAACCAGUAUCCAGCCCAACAAUAUGCCGAUCAGCAAUACGUCGCUCAAGCGGCCCAGGCUGCAUUUGCCCCAUCACAAUCAUCCAUCGCCGUCUAUUUCCGCCUGCAUCCCGCAUCUGAGAUCCAAUCCAAUUCUCGCCUCUGGGUCAGCACGCUCAGCUCGGUUUCUGUGGAUGAGUUGAGGCAGUUGGCUACUGUCAGGACGCCUGGUACGCUAGCGUUAAGAAUUGAAGGGGUUAUCAAACAACCAAACGGCCAGGAGAUGACGUUGCCGAUCGAUCAAGACGACGAGUUGGAGGCGUAUUUGGCAGCAAUCAGUGGGGUUAAGCCGGUCUUCUCAGUCCAGCUGGUUGCUGCGUGGAAGAAUGCUUGA
This is a messenger RNA of Lachnellula hyalina, 1932 nucleotides long. RefSeq lists its product as uncharacterized. The transcript is spliced from 2 exons. The record is from RefSeq and is a predicted model, not a curated record. Bases 1 to 1932 code for a protein of 643 amino acids. Lineage: Eukaryota; Fungi; Ascomycota; Leotiomycetes; Helotiales; Lachnaceae.